UGAGCGGAUUGUAGAAUUAACUGCAAUGAUCCACUCGUAUAUUUGUAUGCUUGCACUUUUCUAUCCAUUGAAAACGAAUAGAAUUUUCGAAAACAGUUACCAUAAACCGUGUACGGUAUUUGGAGUUUGGAUUAGAUUGAAUUAAUUGCAAAGCACGCAGCUCGUAAUCUAUCUUGGUGCCUUAUAUACUAAUCUAUGAUCGUUUUCUUUCAAUCGGUGAUGAACUACGUUAUAUUGUUAUAUUGAAAUUCUUAUUAGCUGUAUACACAUAGGGAUAAUGUAAUAUUGCAUUCUUCGCAAUUUGUUUGUUGAUAAGGCGUCGUGUCACGACUACAUGCAAUCAGUAAUUAUUCGCGAUAAAAACUAGUUCUGAUACUCGAUCUUCAUCGUAAAAUGUGACAUUUUCAGAAAUGGUAUUAUUAAAAUAAUGAAUUCUGAGAACGAAAUUACUGUAGAUGUAUUGAAGAGACGGUUCGAAUCAUUUCAAAAUUCAAUAAAACCGGCAGUACACGAGUUGGAAGACCAACGGCAUGAAAAAAAUCUGAACAAAAGAAAUAUUAAGAGGACCCCUGCUUUUCGGAGAGAUAUAAACAUUUCAAAAAAAUUUGUGGAUCAUAAUUCAAAGGCUGUGGCGGUAAAUAAUGUAAAAAUAUUUAAUAAUAGUAAUUCAAGCUCUAGCAAAUAUAAUCAAAUCUCAGAAAUUGAUUCUCAUAGUUAUAAGACUGAAAACCUAAAUUAUAAAUUACACUUGCCUCGAUUUGUAAAAGAUGAUAAUAAUCAGUUGUUAAUUGAUCAAAAAGUUCUUUUACAAAGUUUGAAAAAAAAACUAAAAAAUAAUAACACUAUUGAUAGUAAACCAAAAAUUCUAAAAAAAAAUAUUGAACAUACACUGAAUACACCUUUACCAGUUGGCCCACCUCCUAAAAAGCCUCCAAGAACAUUUACUCAUGAUAAGCAAACUGAUCCAGACCUUCCAGGCAUGAUGGAGUCUUAUAAAAAUUCUAAAUCUGAUCCAAAAUUGUUGUUGAAAAAAUUAGAAAAAUUUGUAGAAAAAAAUGCUCAUACAUAUGGAACAAAAGAUGAAAAAUCUGUUGAACACAAUUAUAAUUCAAAUAAAAAUUCUAAAAUUUCUAAUUUAUUUAAUCUGGCAAAAUCUUUAAAAAGUUUGGAAAACCCGAAAGUGUAUGAUAGUUCAUUAAAUAUAUACCAUACAGAUGAACAGAAUUAUUUAACAAUAAAAUCCUGUAAUGAAAAUGAUACCGAACAUAUUUAUGAUGAACCAGUAUUUGUAACACCAAACUCAAGGCUAAAUAAUUAUGGUGUUGAUAAUUGCAAAUCACUUAUUGGUGAUGCACGGGUCUGUGAUCCUGAUAAAAGUAAUCUACAUUAUGCGUCUUCACUAAUUAAAGUUCAUAAUUCUGAAAAGAAUUUGGAAGAAUGUAAUUCAUUUUUGAAAACCAACUCUUUAGAUGUAUUGGAUUCAAGAUCAAACAAUAAUAAUAUGACUAUUAGCGAUAAGAGAAAAAUUCAAAUGUUAAUGAAUGAAGCAUAUGGUACAUUUAUUAAAACUCGAGAAGAAAGUGAUUCUGAAUCUAUUUCUAAUAAUGAAGAUAAUUCUAAUGGAUUAAUAAAUAAUUUAGUUGAAAAGAAUAUUCAUGAACAGACAUUGGAGCGUAAGGGGUAUUUACGUCGAGUAGUUAAAAAAGUAAAACCUUCAUCUUCAUCAGCUAUUAUUCAAGAUAAAAAUCAUCUUUUUCAAGCUCUUUUAUUAAUUGGACUAGACUUAAGUUCUACUAAAGAAAAAUUGCCUUACAUAAAAUUUAAAUAUCCUGAACAAGCUGAGAUUCCUGAACAAAUUGAAAAUUUAUGUUUUCCUGAUGCACAUGUUUGGCCAUUUACUGCAGAUGAUUGUCGAACUUAUUCAUUGACAGUUACUGAUGAGAAUGGUAGACGAUACUAUGGUUAUUGUUAUAGAGUGCAACCAGAAGGUGCUGCAUAUUGUUUACCAUUGGUAUAUUGUUUAUAUUCUUCAAUAAAAGCUAACAGUUUUUACUUUAAGGUGUUACAAGAAAUUGAAGCAAGACAUGGUUUAUCAGAAUUUGAUAUGAAAAAAUUUAUAGGGUUAUUAUAUGAUACACCUUUUCCAGAUGUUAGUUCUUCUAUUUAUAUACCACAAGAAUCUGCAAGUUCCAGUACUGCACUUUCCUCACAUGAAGGAGUUAUUCGAAUAUCAUUUGAUUCUCACCAAGAACAAAAUUAUAUUUUAAAACUUUUACAAAUUAUUAAACCUAAUACGUUUCAUCAAAUGUUAGCUACAAUGUUGCUGGAAAGAAAAUUAAUACUUCUUAGCAAGUCAAUAAGUUUGUUAUCAAGUUGCAUUGAAGGACUAACAUCUUCUUUAUAUCCUUUUACUUGGCAACAUACUCUUGUAUUAGUUCUGCCAUCUCAGAUGGUAUCCAUAGCUGAUUUCAUUCAAGCACCAACACCUUAUAUCAUUGGUUUGUUGAAAACUGAAAAUCAAUCUGAAAUAUUUUCACAAUUAAGUGAAACUGAUCAAGUCUUUAUUUUUGAUUUGGAUACUAAUAAAACAUUGCGCAAAAUAAAAGAUGAACACAAUGUUAUACCAUCAAGAAUUGCAAAAGGUUUAAAAAAUGUAAUUGGAUUAAAUGUAGAGUUUGAUGAUCAAUCAACCAAAGCAGUUAUAGCUACAGAAUCUUUAAUGCGGUUAUUUGUUGAACUGGUUGGUCAUUAUAGAAGAUUCAUUAUUCCUAAUUCUGAAAACAAACAUAGUCACUUUCAGAAACAACAUUUCAUCAAUGCUGGUAUUAACACUGCUCAUCGAAAUUUCUUAGAAUGGUUUACAGAAACAGCUAUGUUUACAACUUUCCUGAAUGACAAAUUACACAAUAACAUUGACAGUAAAGAUGUAUUUGAUUGUCGGUGUGAAGAAUUUGCUCUUGAACUUAGUAAAGUAAAACGUAAAUCAAAAACCCUACAAUCUAUGAAAGCUUUAGGUGAUCGGAUAAAAGACUGGGCAGUCUCAUAA
This is a messenger RNA of Sipha flava (yellow sugarcane aphid), 3046 nucleotides long. RefSeq names its product DENN domain-containing protein 2A-like. Lineage: Eukaryota; Metazoa; Arthropoda; Insecta; Hemiptera; Aphididae. Bases 428 to 3046 code for a protein of 872 amino acids. The transcript has 11 exons. The record is from RefSeq and is a predicted model, not a curated record.